Molecule: messenger RNA, 2496 nt
Organism: Pogona vitticeps (central bearded dragon)
Lineage: Eukaryota; Metazoa; Chordata; Lepidosauria; Squamata; Agamidae
Gene: BIN2
Product: bridging integrator 2
Biological process (GO): plasma membrane tubulation; podosome assembly; phagocytosis, engulfment
Cellular component (GO): plasma membrane; podosome; cytoplasm
Molecular function (GO): protein binding; phospholipid binding
Source: RefSeq, a predicted model, not a curated record
CUUUCUCAGACUUCCUUCCACUGUAAAAAAAAAAAGUAAGAAAGAAAGAAAAUUAAACCACAACUUGAUGCUGAAAGCCAAUUGCACAACAAGGGGCAGCCAUGGCAGAAGGCAAGACGGGAAGCGCUGGGCUGUUCGCAAAGCGGGUCCAGAAACAACUCAGCCGAGCUCAAGAGAAGGUUUUGCAGAAACUGGGGAAAACGGUGGAAACGAAAGAUGAACAGUUUGAGCAAAGUGCACUCAACUUCCAGCAGCAGCAGGCUGAAGGUCACAAACUCUAUAAGGACCUUAAGGCUUUCCUCAAUGCAGUCAAAGUGAUGCAUGAAAGCUCCAAAAAAGUCUCUGAGACCUUGCAAGAAAUCUACAAUGAGGAAUGGGACGGGUAUGAAGACUUGAAAGCCAUUGUACAAAGCAAUGACCUUCUGUGGGAAGAUUAUGAGGAGAAACUGGCAGAUCAGGCAGUCAGGACCAUGGAGAAUUACUUGAGCCAGUUCAAUGAAAUUAAGGAGCGAAUAGGUAAGAGGGGACGGAAGCUUGUGGAUUAUGAUAGCAGCAGGCAUCAUUUGGAGGCUCUGCAGAAUGCCAAGAAGAAAGAUGACGUGAAAAUUGCAAAGGCUGAAGAGGAGUUCUAUAAAGCCCAAGCUGUGUUUGAGGAACUCAACAAAGAACUCAGAGAGGAACUGCCGGUCCUUUACAGCAGUCGAAUUGCCUGCUACGUGAACAUAUUCCAGAAUAUUUCGAAUCUCCGAGAUAUCUUCUACAAGGAAAUGAGCAAGCUAAACCAUGAUUUAUAUGACGUGAUGAGUAAGCUGGAAAAGCAGCACUCCAAUAAAGUUUUCAUCAUUAAAGGGCUGUCAAGUAACAGAGGCUCAUUGGUCAUCUCAUCUCCAGUAAGUCCAACCAGCCCCGUUUUCAUGCUUGCAGAGAACAGCAUAAGUGAGACUCAAGCAUCUGCUCCCGACACUCCCUCCAAACACAAUGGAGAAUUUGCUUCAGCAGCCAAGACAGCAUCUGUGCCCAGUGGUGUCAGUGAAACAAAGGAAGAGAUCCCGGCCUCUUUGGCCACAGCAUCACAAAGCAAAGAGGAAGAUGUGGCCAAGUCCACCCUUUCAUCUGUUAGCGAACCCAAAGAUGAGAACCAAGCAAUGAAUCUGGAGACCCCCCUUAGUGUUUCCAAAGGCACCCCCCAAAAAGUUGACGAAGUUGCAAAUCAUAUAGCGGUAGAGAUUUUAUCAGAGGCAGUACAUGAGGCUGCUGGCAAAGUCCAAAAUGUAUCCAAGGACUCCGAAGACACUGCACAGCCACCUUCCAUUAAUAACAUUGAGGCUGAUGAGACCUGCAAGGAAGACAGAGGUUCUGCUCCACAGGCAAGGAAUGGCAUUCCCUCCCUGCUGAAACAGGAAAUCAAACACAGCCAGGAUGAAACUCAGGCUGAGGAAUCUGAUCCUGAGGGAGAAGUUUUGUCGCUCAGUGAGAGGUCCAUUUGUCCUGAAGACAAUCUCCAAGAUCCUUCCUCUUCCAUCCAAGAUCAAGUAAUCCAGCAGGAAGUAUCCAGCACCACUAAUGGCGGCAUGACUUCUGCUCUGCCAAAAGAAGAGGCCAUCCAACAGCAGAAGCCGGGGACUCGGGAAGUAACCUGUCAGGAUCAUGAGAAGACUGAGGUUGACAGCAGCAGUGAUGGCAGCAUGGAAGAAAUAGAAGUCUCCCCAAAGGUCACCAAUACUCAGACCAUCUCUAACUUCUUCUCAGAAGAUAAAACAGAGGACUAUGUCAAGUUCCCCCUGGGCUUCAUGUUUAAGGCUCAGGCAACUGAAGCUCAUGCUUCAGAAGAUGAGGACCACCUUCAGUUUGGAGAAGGGGAAACUAUCUUUGUGCUGUCAGAUGCACAGGCUGAGGAACAAGGAUUCUUGAUGGGUAUAAAGGAACGUGAUUGGAAGGAGAGCCAGGAUAUGCAACAGAAAGGCAUUUUCCCUCCACAUCUCAUCAAAACUGUCCCCUUGGAAUAGGGCUGGGUGCUAGUGCACAAGCAGAGUCAAGGGAGAACUCGAUUAAAGCAAAGCCUUCUUGUCUGUUUUAUGUAAAUGAUGGUUUUUACAUACCUUCUUGUUAAUUGUCCUUUGUUCCCCCCCACACCAGAGUAGGCUUAGGCCAAUGCAAUACUAUGUAGAUUACCGUAUUCCCAAUAUUUGUACUUCUGAAUGGUUUGGCCCAUAGGAGAAGUUGGCAACUAGCAACCCUUGAGCCAAAUGCAACCCUCCAUUGUGCAACCCUUCAAGUAGUUUUCUGAACUGAAAGGAAGAUAUGAACAGAGAAGGAGCUAUGACAGGAGUCUGCUUUGCAUGAUGAAGGGGGGGGGGCUUGGCCUACCUCCCCAUAUUGUCUUCUCAGAUGAGCCCUCUGUCCAAACAGAUUGCCAAAUCAAUAUAUCUAAGAAGUGUAUGAAUUUAUGUAUGAAUGUAUUGGGAAACAGUAAUGUUAAUAUACGUAGUCAAAGAA